This is a messenger RNA of Saccoglossus kowalevskii, 1126 nucleotides long. Its product is annotated as J domain-containing protein-like. NCBI's taxonomy places the organism in Eukaryota, Metazoa, Hemichordata, Enteropneusta, Harrimaniidae. The record is from RefSeq and is a predicted model, not a curated record. Gene Ontology annotation, cellular component: cytoplasm.
CCGAUACUUCCGGCCCGCAACGUCGAGCUUAGAUGCUGCUGAUGGAUAGGAAUGGAUGACAUUUUCAACUAUAAGAGGUCGGAUGAAGAAGAUUUUUAUAACAUUUUAGGAUGCGAUGAGCGUUCAACGACUGAACAGAUAAUUGCAGAGUAUAAAGCAAGGGUACUUGCAGUGCAUCCUGAUAAAAAUCCAACCAGUCCAGCUGCAGUUGAAAAAUUCCAUUUACUACAGAAGGCACGUGAUGUUUUGACUGACGAUGAAAGUCGGAAGUUUUACGAUAUGUGGAGGAAUAGUGGACUUGCAGUAUCUUAUAAACAGUGGAUUACAAUGAAGAAAUCUGUUCGUUUGUCAAUGCACUGGGCAGUGAAGACAAACUCACAACCAAUGCUGGAAGACAGAAUGCAACCAGAGGGUGCUUCUGUAUCCAUGGAUACCAGUCUGCGGGAUGAUAAUGCAAGUCGAUCAAAUCCUGAUAGAUUUUCAUGGAGUGGACCGUCCAGUGCAUUUAGUUCAUAUCGAGGUACUUCUGGUGUAGAACACUGGAACAAUGAACCACCGAGUGAAACACUGCGGAAAUUCCGAAAUUAUGAAAUCUGAGUGAGAAAGUUGCUCUUUGCCCUUCUACAAUAAUUAUGUGUCUUCUGCAACUGUUAAUUUUGCAUGCCUAUCACCCUGGGCAAAUUCUUGUGCCGUAUCCUGGUUUGCCUCUAGAGGGCAGUCAUCAGCUAAAAAUAAUACCCUGUGCAAAGUCUUGUUUUAUCCUGGUUUGUUUCUAGAACAGUCAUCAGUUAAAAAAAUAUUACCAAGCUAUUUCUUGUGUUGUAUCCUGGUUUCCCUCUAGAGGGCAGUCGUCAAAAAAAAAUUAAUUGUCACCAGUUGUGAUGUGUAUACAUGUUAUUUAUUGUUGUCUUCCCAUUUUAAUAAUUCAGUAAGUUCAUGAACUCAAAGUGAUCAGAUUCGUGGAGAGCUGCAUUAUGCUUUACACUUUAUGACAUGACUACUUUUUUUGAAAUUUAAACAUACGUCUCAAAUACAGCGUUUUCAUCUCCAAAGUCAAAGACGACCGCACCAAACUAUUCAUGCGAUUCGUCAUUCGCUACUGUUGUCAAAUAAUCUUGAUAUCUGC